Messenger RNA from Haliaeetus leucocephalus (bald eagle), 5774 nucleotides. It is a transcript of the gene CRIM1, whose product is annotated as cysteine rich transmembrane BMP regulator 1 (chordin-like). Gene Ontology annotation, molecular function: protein binding; serine-type endopeptidase inhibitor activity. The record is from RefSeq and is a predicted model, not a curated record. NCBI's taxonomy places the organism in Eukaryota, Metazoa, Chordata, Aves, Accipitriformes, Accipitridae. The annotation marks the transcript as partial. The transcript has 17 exons. Gene Ontology annotation, cellular component: extracellular region.
CUGGCGGCGACGGGGUGGCUGUUGCUGCUGGCCCUGCUGCUGGGCGAGUCGGGGACGCGGGCUCUCGCCUGCUUACCCUGCGACGAAUCCAAAUGCGAAGAACCUAAGAGUUGCCCCGGUAGCAUCGUACUGGGCAUCUGCGGUUGCUGUUUCAUGUGCGCUCGGCAACGGAACGAGAGCUGCGGGGGAGUCUACGGGCUGCACGGAGCUUGCGACCGGGGGUUGCGCUGUGUCAUCCGACCGCCGCUUAACGGAGACUCCAUCACCGAGUACGAAGUGGGCGUCUGCGAAGAUGAAAACUGGGAUGAUGAUCAGCUUCUUGGAUUUGAACCAUGCAAUGAAAACCUUAUAACAGGUUGUAACAUAAUCAGCGGGAAAUGCGAAUGUGACACCAUUCGGACCUGUAAUAAUCCAUUUGAAUUUCCAAGCCGGGAUACUUGCCUGUCGGCCUUAAAAAGGAUUGAAGAAGAGAAACCUGAUUGCUCCAAGGCCCGCUGUGAAGUCCAGUUUUCUCCUCGCUGUCCAGAAGAUUCCAUCUUGAUUGAAGGCUAUGCUCCUCCUGGUGAAUGCUGUCCACUCCCGAGCCGUUGUGUGUGUAAUCCUGCAGGCUGCUUGAGGAAGGUUUGCCAGCCUGGCUAUUUGAACAUUUUGGUUUCUAAGGCAUCAGGAAAGCCAGGGGAAUGCUGUGAUCUCUAUGAAUGUAAACCAGUGUUCAGUGUGGAUUGCAGCACAGUCGAAUGUCCUCCUGUUCAGCAAGUUGUUUGCCCACUGGAUAGCUAUGAAACCCAAGUCAGGCUGACGGCUGAUGGCUGCUGUACCCUGCCCACAAGAUGCGAGUGUCUCUCUGGUUUAUGUGGUUUCCCCAUGUGCGAGGCAGGCUCCGUUCCUCAGAUAGUCUCGCGUGGAGAUGGAACACCUGGCAAGUGCUGUGAUGUCUUUGAAUGUGUCAAUGAAGUAAAGCCAACUUGCAUAUUUAACAGCAUGGAAUAUUAUGAUGGAGACAUGUUUCGAAUGGAUGCUUGUCGGUUUUGUCGAUGCCAAGGUGGAGUCUCUAUUUGUUUCUCUGCCCAGUGUGGUGAGCUACACUGCGACAGGUACUAUGUGCCAGAAGGAGAGUGCUGCCCGGUGUGUGAAGACCCAGUUUAUCCAAUAAAUAACCCUGCUGGCUGCUAUGCCAAUGGUCAGAUCCAAGCUCACGGAGACCGCUGGCGAGAGGACGACUGUACUUUCUGCCAGUGCAUCAAUGGAGAUCCACACUGUGUUGCAACGGCCUGUGGGCAGAGCUGUCUAAAUCCUGUUAAAGUCCCUGGGGAGUGCUGCCCUGUGUGUGAAGAACCAACAUACAUCACAAUAGGUCCGCCCACCUGUGAGAUUUUGGUGAACUGCACUUUGACUGAAAAAGACUGUAUCUAUAGCUUCAAACUGGACCAAAAUGGUUGCCGCAUUUGUCAGUGUAAAACUAGGGAGGAGCUGUGCACCGGCCUCAUUUCAGGCUGUUCCUUGGACUGUUCCUUCGGCUUCCAGACUGACGUCCACAACUGUGAGAUCUGUCAGUGCCGACCGCGGCCCAAGAAGUGCAAACCCAUUGUAUGUGACAAGUACUGUCCCUUUGGAUACUUGAGGAACAAGCAUGGGUGUGAAAUCUGUCGGUGUAAGAAAUGCCCAGACCUGCCCUGUGGUAAAAUCUGUCCGAUGGGCUUCCAGCAGAACAGUCACGGCUGUGUUAUCUGCAAGUGCAGAGAGGCAACGGCUUCUCUUAUGCCUCCUGUUAAAACAGGCUCUUGCCUGUCAAUGGAUGGGCGCAGACAUGAGAAUGAGGAGGGCUGGCACGAUGGCUGCAGGGAAUGUUACUGUCACAAUGGACGGGAAAUGUGUGCCUUGAUCACCUGCCCUGUUCCUAAUUGCGGCAACCCCACCAUACAUCCAGGGCAGUGUUGUCCAUCAUGUCCAGAUGAAAUAAUUGUGCAGAAGCCAGAGCUCACCAGUCCAUCAAUCUGUCAUGCUCCUGGUGGGGAAUACUUUGUAGAAGGAGAGACAUGGAAUAUUGAUUCUUGCACGCAAUGUACAUGCCACAGUGGACGUGUCCUGUGUGAGACUGAAGUCUGUCCACCGCUGCUUUGUCAAAACCCCACCCGCACACAGGACUCCUGCUGUCCACAGUGCCCAGACGAGCCUCUUCAACCCUCUUCAUCAAGCAAUGAGAGCAUGCCCAGUUAUUGCAAAAAUGAUGAAGGAGAUAUUUUUCUGACAGCUGAGUCCUGGAAGCCCAAUGUCUGCACUAGCUGCAUUUGCAUGGAUGGUGUGAUUAGAUGCUACUCUGAGUCUUGCCCACUGGUAUCCUGCGAGAGACCUGUUUUGAGAAAGGGACAAUGUUGUCCUUACUGUAUUGAAGAUACAGUUCCAAAGAAAGUGGUCUGCCACUUCAGUGGGAAAACAUAUGCAGAUGAGGAACGCUGGGACAUUGACAGCUGCACACACUGCUACUGCCUGCAGGGUCAGACUCUCUGCUCCACUGUCAGCUGCCCACCCCUCCCUUGUGCUGAACCCAUCAACGUGGAGGGAAGCUGCUGUCCCAUGUGUCCAGAGAUGUAUGUACCUGAACCUACUAACAUCCCCAUUGAGAAGACAAACCAUCGAGGAGACAUUGAACUUGAAGUGCCAAACUGGCCAACACCGAGUGAAAAUGAUAUCAUCCACAUUCACAGAGACAUGAGUCAUCUCCAGGGAGAGUACAGAAGUGGCAGUGGACCACACCCAAGCGAAGAUGCCUCCGUUAGCUCUGUUGCCUUGGUGACAAUUCCAAUCACGAUAGCGCUGUUAUUGAUCAUCGUCCUUCUGCUCAUCAAUCAGAAAAAGCAGUGGAUUCCAGUGUCCUGCUACAAAGCUCCAACAAAGCCUUCUUGCCUAAACAAUCAACUGGUAUAUGUGGACUGCAAGAAAGGUACCAUGGUCCAGGUGGACAGUUCUCAGAGGAUGCUAAGAAUUGCAGACCCAGAUUCAAGAUACAGUGGAUUUUACAGCAUGCAGAAACAGAACAACCUACAGGCAGAUAAUUUCUAUCAAACAGUUUGAAGAAUUGCACCCUUACCAAGGAUUUAAGAAAGAGAGAGGGAGAGAGAGACUAAGUCUGUUAUUAAAAUAAAACUAGAAUUGUGCACUUGCUUAGUGGAUUGUAUUGGAUUUGUGACUACAUGUACAGCUCUAAGACCUUACUGGGAUGAGCUCUGACUCCUGCAAUGUGCCAGAAAAAGCAUUCCCACUUUUCCUUGAGAUAACUGACCAAGUGUUUUCUUAGAACCAAAGUUUUAAAACUUGUUAAGAUAUAUUUGCUUGUAACAUAGCUAUAGAGGUUUUUUGGGAGGGGGAAUCAGGGGCUAGGAGUAGGCAAUGAGGUAAAAGGAAGCUUCAGAGAAGAAAAGCUGGUCAUGCUUGGCUGGAGAAAAAAAUGAAUAAAGAAUACUGCCAGGCAGCAGGAUAGUGGUUUUUCUUGUUGCUCUGAAAUUGCAUCUGUUGCAGCAAAGCCUAACCCCAGGUGAAAAAAAUAUGAAAAGGUCUGAUUUUUGUUUUUUUCCAGCUGUUGCUACAGUAAUAUACUCCUAGAACAGAAUUUGUCACAUCACAGGUGUGGUGUAGCUGCAAAUAUUUUUCUAUAUGAUGAGAAGCUGCAGUAGUUAAUGAAAUAGCAAGGAAAAGGUUAUAGCAGAAAAUAAAGGGUGGGUUUAUUAAGGAUGUAUAAAAUUAUACCUUGUGCUGCUUUUUGUUUUUAUUUUUGUUUCUUCGAAGCUGAUUGGCUAGAUUAGCCGGACUUCGGCAGAGUUAGCAAAUGACUGAGGCCUAAGUAAUUCCUGAUAUGAGCACUGGAUCUUUUGACAGCAGUAUUGAAGGAAGGAAGGAAAAGUCAAGAACACCAUGCAGUUCCAGGGGCUUUUGUUUGUUUGUUUUGUCUGUUGUGGUUUUGUUUUGUUAUUUUAUAUCAAUCUCUGGUUGUUCAUACAGGAGAAGGAAAAAUAUUUUUGUUGGACAAAGCUCUUGCUUACGAGAGAGUAAAAAAGAGACUGUUUUAAGGUUGUUUUUUUCCUGUUGAUGUUCUUAUUUACUGGUAUGCAGAUUUAGAAACUACUUCCAUGCUAGGAAGCUGCUUAAUUUUAAUUGUAUAUUACUCAAGCACCUUUUUUGAAGCUCAGAAAAAAAAGGAGAUCAUGCUUCUUUAAACUUUAGCAUUAUAGGAAUAUUUAUGUAAAUAUAAUUAUGCUAAAAACAACAAAAAGUAUUUGUAUGUUUGUGUAUAUAUAUGUAUAUACAAAUGCAUGUAGGUAUACAUAUGUAUAUAUACGUGCAUGUGUAUAUACACUAUACAUAUAUAUACUGUAUAUAUAAAAUACUAUGUAUACAGUAUAUAUUUUUUCUAUUUUUUUUCUUGUUGAAUGUAUUUUUAUCUGAGAGAGAUUUUACCCAGAGCAGAAACAGAUAAACAGGCAUUCCAUAUCAAUGCUUAAUCGCUUGUGAGUUUAGGAAAGACAAGAAAAGAGCAUCUCAUUCUACCUACAGUUUGAUUUGAUUUGAAAGUGUUUGUGUGCGUGCGUGUGUGUGUGUGUGUGCACUCUUGUGUUUGCGUGUGUACAGUACGUGCACGAUUAUAGCAGUAAGCGUUGCUCUUGCUACUUGCUACAUUUCAGGGUGUUUCUUAUUUUUCUUUUCCUGCUUAGCCUUAAAAAGGCUUUUUAAUGAAUGCAUUGGCUAGAGACACUGAUGACAAUAUACAUGCAGCACUAAUCAGCUCCAUAGAAUAACACCAUCAGCUCCUGGAUUUUUUUUCUUUUUUUUUUUUUUCAAACAAUUGUUUGAAACAACUACUGGAAUAUUGUCCACAUUAAGCUGGAAGUGUGUUGUAGCUUGCCUCAUUUAUAACUCUGACUGUAUAAUACAAUGUUAACUUUCCAAACAGGUCUUGGCACUUUUAUACUAAUUACCCAUUUGUGCAUUGCCUUUUUUCUUUUACAAAUGCUUGUCAUAAGAGACACAGAUACCCAGUAUGCUUAAUGUGAAAAGAAAAUGUAUUUUUUGUAAAGGAACUCUCAAGUAUUGUUAUAAAUACUUGGUCAGAGGUUGCUGAACUUUAAAACUGAAAAAAAAACCUAAUUUAUUAUUAUAAUGACCUAAUUUAUUAAUCUGAAGAUUAACAAUUUUUUUGUUUUAGAAUAUCAAAAAGGUGUUCUAGCUGUUUGCAUCAAAGAAAAAAAAUAGGUGUAUCGUUAAGGGUCAACAUUUUUUCUGCUUAUAUAACUUCCGUUUCCAACCACCAGUAAGAAAAAAUGUGGUCUCCCCAGUGUUUUGUACUCAAUCUGAUAUUGAAACAGAGAUGUUUCUGUCCAGUUACCUUAAAGAUUUUGUCAAGACAAAACAUCCAUUCCUUGCAUAAGAGUAAGCAGUCUUUAUCCAGAAAUUGUAAAUGCUUGCUUUUGUUUUACAAUCAAGGCCAUAUUCUGAAAAUAUUAGCAGGAUAUAGGACAUGGUGUAAAAUGGUUUUUAUUAUUAUUAUUUUAUUAUUAUUAUUUUAAAGAUAUGAUUUAUCCUAUGUGCUGUAUCCAUUACACUCUUUUACUUUGGUUCCUGUUGUGCUCUUGUAAGAGAAAUGCAGAUAUAAUUUUCUGAAAAAUAGAUGCAUAUGUGGCACUCGGAGUGCACUGCGGUUCAGCAGAAUUGCUUGUUUACUUUUUUAACUGUAAGGCGGUUUCUUGUAAUUUGGCUCUUGGCAGCACAAUAAAAAAAUUUUA